Messenger RNA from Drosophila montana, 560 nucleotides. RefSeq lists its product as uncharacterized. The record is from RefSeq and is a predicted model, not a curated record. The coding region runs from base 139 to 357 and encodes 72 amino acids. The transcript is spliced from 3 exons. Lineage: Eukaryota; Metazoa; Arthropoda; Insecta; Diptera; Drosophilidae.
UGCGAGCUGGCAUAUCGCUGCUCACCCUACUAUAAGGAUUUGGUCUGGAGUAUUGUGGACGGCACUUGCCGUGUCUUUCAAAAUGGAUGCUUAUUCGGCUCGGAAAACUGUAAUCGCGUGAACAGUUGCAAGACAAGAAUGGAACAGACAACACGUGAGAAGUGCAUGAAGUAUUGCAGUGAUAUCUGCCCGUUGGGCGGCAGUGGACUUUGUGCCUCAUUCGCGUAUACUAAUGCAGAUGGCACCACUGGUUGGAAGACCAGAUCUUUCCUCAACCGUUGUCUAUUGAAUCGAUUUGCCUGCCAGGAGGGAAUGGCAUAUAUCGGAGAGCCAACUGAGGGUGAAUGCCAGAUAUAAAUAAGCUGGUUUAAAUUGGAGCACCGGAACUCUUAAAAUGUCAUAUUAAAUACAAAAAUGUAGCUCACAUAUGUUGAAUUGCAUCCAGACUAAACGCAGUUGACCCUCACAACUGUUGCCAGUUAUGAGUAUUUUUAUAAAUUGUAAUAAUAUUGACACAAUUUUUGAAAACAAAUAAACACAGCUAAAUAAAAAUAAAAAAA